Heterocephalus glaber (naked mole-rat) is the source of this 2722-nucleotide messenger RNA. It is a transcript of the gene Uqcc1, whose product is annotated as ubiquinol-cytochrome c reductase complex assembly factor 1. The record is from RefSeq and is a predicted model, not a curated record. Gene Ontology annotation, cellular component: mitochondrion. Gene Ontology annotation, biological process: mitochondrial respiratory chain complex III assembly. NCBI's taxonomy places the organism in Eukaryota, Metazoa, Chordata, Mammalia, Rodentia, Bathyergidae.
CCCGUUGGUAAAAGGACGACGUAGUGAAGGGAUAGUGGCCGCGGGGAUUCCGGAAGCCCACCCUUCACCCGGAAAUGGUUGUUGAGGAACAUGGCGUUGCUGGUGCGAGUCCUUGGGAGGCAGACAAGCAUCUCCCAGUGGGUUCCAGUAUGCAGCCAAUUCAUACCAUUGUCUCCUACCCAAGGGCAGUGGGGCAGGAGGCUGUCUGGCACUUCCCAGAUGAGCCAAUCCUUAAGCUGUGCUACAUCAGAACAGCUCCCUGGAAUAGACAUACAGCUGAGGAGGAAGUAUCACAUCACAAAUAAGCUUCUAGCUACCAAAGAUUCCCCACAGCCAGUUGAGGAAAAGGUUGGUGCCUUCACGAAGAUAAUAGAAGCCAUGGGAUUCACAGGACCUUUGAAAUACAAUAAAUGGAAGAUUAAGAUUGCAGCCCUGCGCAUGUAUAGUAGCUGUGUGGAGAAAACUGACUUCGAGGAAUUCUUUCUAAGGUGUCAGAUGCCAGAUACAUUCAAUUCAUGGUUUCUUAUAACCCUACUUCAUGUCUGGAUGUGUCUAGUCCGAAUGAAGCAGGAAGGCCGGAGUGGGAAAUAUAUGUGUCGUAUCAUGGUUCAUUUUAUGUGGGAGGAUGUUCAGCAUCGUGGCCGAGUCUUGGGGGUUAAUCCCUAUAUCCUGAAGAAGAACAUGAUCCUCAUGACAAAUAAUUUCUAUGCAGCAAUCUUGGGAUAUGAUGAGGGGAUCCUUUCAGAUGAUCACGGGCUGGCUGCUGCCCUCUGGAGAACCUUCUUCAACCAGAAAUGUGAAGACCCUCGACAGCUUGAGUUGGUGGUGGAAUACGUGAGGAAACAGAUGCAGUAUCUGGACUCCAUGAAUGGCGAGGAUCUGCUUCUGACUGGGGAAGUGAGCUGGCGCCCUCUGGUGGAGAAGAAUCCUCAGAGCAUCUUGAAGCCCCACACUCCUACUUAUAAUGAUGAGGGUCUUUGAGGGGCUGGUCCCUCCAGGCUGCUGGCCAGCUGGCUUUGAGGAACUGUGGCAAGAGAAGUGCUUGCUUGGCCCAGGCACCUGCAGAAAGUGGCCUGAACUGACCUUUGAACAGCAUCUGUCAAAUACCUGGCCCAUUUGUGUUGAUUUUCCUCUUAGUGUGCCCAGGAGUCUGAUCUGGUGGGGGAAUAAUGGUGAGAGAACCUCUAGCUCUUCUGAGGUGUUGUCUCCCACAAGAGGAGCUCCCAAAGCCGGUCAUGGUGGUGCACACCUGUAAUCCCAGCACUCUGGGAGGCUGAGGCAGGAGGAUUGCAAGUCCAUGCCCAGCCUGGGUGACUUAGUGAGACCUUAUCUCAAAAUAAAUAAUAGGAACAAGCCUGGAGAUAUAUCUCAGUGCAAAAGCCCAUGGUUCAAUCCCCAGUACUGCAAAAACAAUAACAAAAAACAACAGAGGAGCCCUAAGUAAGAGCUCCCUAACACAUGCUCCCCAAAUCCCUCCAGCAGCUUUUCCCAAAGGAAGGGGUAGAGAGGGUAGAAAGGGGUCUCACCUCACCACCAAGGCCUGCUGCAGCCUAGGAGCUAUUUGUAACGUUGCCAGGUCAAGAUGGGUUAGCCACACUCUGUCCCCGGCUUUGCCAUGUGGUUGAGGUGGCCAUUAAAAGAAACAAGAUGUGGGCCGGGGAUUUAGCUCAGUGCUUCUGCUGCCUGCCUUGCAAGCCCAAGGACCUGAAUUGGAUCCCCGGUACCAAAAAACAAACAAAAAGAGAAACAGACAUAUCUCUGUCAUGGCUUUUCUUUAUUCUAGAGUCUUUUUUUUUUUUGGUACUGGGGAUCGAACUCGGGUCCUUGUGCUUUCGAGGCAGGCAGAGGCACCACUGAGCUAAAUCCCGGGCCCCAUUCUACAGUCUUUUUAGGAACUUGUGUGAGACCGUGGCUGCCAUAAGCUUAAGAGCACUUCCCAGCUCAGAGAUAGGGAAAGGGGAAAGAUCGGGGCCUCUGCUGGUUUUGCCUUCGGUUUACAAGAUGUAUCACUGUCUGGGGCAGGCCCAUCCUCUGGUGCCCCGGAUGACUCUGACGUCCAAGGGGCUUGUCACAUCCCAAGUCAUUUACAGAGAAGCCUCAAGAACAAAGGUCCUUUUGUUACCCCCCAGUGAAUUGGGUGAGGGACAAGCUGCUUUUUUCUUUGUGGCCUUCCCUUAUAUGAGAUGUUGGGGCGAAAGGACAUUCUUCCUGGCUUAGUUACAGCAUCCGAGGACCUAGCCGCAUGUCCAGCUUUCUGCCUACUUCCCAGCUUCUGGAGUCCCUGCUGCAGAGCCGCCUGGCCAAGAGCUGGAGGGCCAGUUCCCUCCUCCCUUGGAGUGUGGGUCAUCUCUCAGGAGAUUUUCUUAAACUGAAGAGGGCGGGGAACCAUCUCGCCCCUCCCUCCCCCUUCAAACUUCCUUCAUUGACCUCACUAUAAAAUGAGUCGUAUAAAGAAACUCUGUACAGGUGAAGUAUACCCUACUUCUGUGAAAACAUUACAAAUCAAACCACCUUCUCUCGGUUUAUUUAAGAUGCUUUUGUUGCAAGUGGAGCUCUAGAGUGAAGCCUCCUGUGUGUGAGAUAAUAACACCUUGUAACUCAUUACAGCUGGGCACUAUUUACAUAAACCAGAGCCAAGCCAGGCAGGAAUUUGCUGAUUAAUUUAUUUUUAAUGGAGUGAAGUAUACCAUGCACCAAAAUAAACUUUACUGUGUGUACCUAA